Molecule: messenger RNA, 411 nt
Organism: Brassica napus (rape)
Lineage: Eukaryota; Viridiplantae; Streptophyta; Magnoliopsida; Brassicales; Brassicaceae
Product: pentatricopeptide repeat-containing protein At3g09060-like
Exons: 1
Coding region: 1-411 (136 amino acids)
Molecular function (GO): protein binding
Source: RefSeq, a predicted model, not a curated record
AUGCAUAACAUUUUAAUCCAUGGUCUGUGCUCUGUUGGGGAGCUCGAUGAUGCGAUGAAACUCGCGGCGGAGAUGGAGCGUUGGAGCUGCGUUGCGAAUCUUGUGACUUACAACACGUUGAUGGAAGGAUGCUUUAAAGUUAGAGACAGUAAUAUCGCCACAGUGAUUUGGGGUUACAUGUAUAAGAAGUGGUGGGGAGCUGAUGUUGUAUCGUAUAAUAUUAUGCUGUCAGGGUUGUGUAUGUGCGGCAGAGUUAGGCACGCUAUUGAGUUCUUUGAUGGUGCUCGAAGCCAUGGCAUUGCCCCAACCCCAACUGUUGUCGCAUGGGACAGGGGAGAGAGUCGAGAGACGAAGCGGUUUAUAAGGAAGAAGAAAGAGGGAGGUGAAAAGAAAUCAUUAAAAGUGAGUUAA